AUGGAGGGCGGGCGCUGCGCAGGCGGCACCCGGCGGACGGAAGGGACGAGCAGCAGCACCGGGACAGCGGCACACUGCCUCCCUGGCAACGGCCGAGCCCCGCUUUGUGCCCGCCGAGGGGCCGCCCCCGGGAGGGGCACGGCUGCUGCCGGGGCGGGGGGUCGGAGCUCUGCCGGUGUUGCUUCCCCUGGGCGCGCUCCGGCCCCGCGGGUUCCUUCAGCCGCUGGGUGCAGCUGGGAUAAGCCAAGGGCUUUAGCAGCGCCGAUGCUAAGUUGCUCUCCCGCGGGGCUGCCGGCAGCAGCCCAGCCCGGUGCCCCGGUGCGGGUCCCCGCAGGGCUGCUUUGCCGCCAGCCCCUGCGCAGGCUCCGAGCUCCAGGGCAUGUGGGAGCCGGGCAGCCCCAAGCGGAUGAUGGAACUGAACCCCAGAGGCGUCUCCAGGAAGAGCAAUCUUCGGCCCUCGUCGGGGCAAAUAUUUAUCACUGUCCUGGCUGUGCCGGCAGAAAGGAUUUUCUGCCACAAGAAACUGUUGGUCUCUACCCUCAGCUGUUCCCCGCAGAGCACCACGAGUUCAUCUUCCUCCCCGCAACACUGUAACAUUUUUUUCAGACGUGUUUUUUUUCCUCUUUCGUAGUUCUCUCACUUAAAUUGCGUUUAUUCCCCUAUGCUACUACUCAAAUUCAUCCUUAUACGAUUAGAUUUAGGAGACUUAAAGAGGCAUUACUGUGCCAUUUUCAGGUUUUCUUUACAAUUCCAUGCACUGUCGUUAAUGAAGGUGAAUUUUAGUCUCCCCCUUCCCCAAGGGCCCAGGCCCAAAUACCCACUAAGGUAUUGGCUACAUGGGAGAGGACCCCAAAUAGCCUCUUUGACUCUGUGAUGCUGUAAUGUUAGACGUUAUUAUGAAAGAAAAGCUGUAUAAUUACAUGUUUUUAAAGCAUUGAUAAAUAUACUUCUAUAUUUAUAAUAUACAUACCCAUUUCUUUAUUACACUGAGAUUUUAUGUAUUUUUCCUUCACUUGUAUAACAGAAUAGUUUACUGGUAUUUUAAUUUUGAAUUCCUAAUAAAUUAAAAACAUAAAUUUUGAAUUCUCUAAUAAAUCCAAUAAAAAUCCUGCUGUGACUCCUGCAAGAAAUCAGUCAAGAUUAGUCCCACCGUUAUGAUAGGUAUGAAUCAGGUUGUGCUGGUCCUGAU
Poecile atricapillus (Black-capped chickadee) is the source of this 1189-nucleotide messenger RNA. RefSeq lists its product as uncharacterized. The coding region runs from base 1 to 594 and encodes 197 amino acids. The transcript has 2 exons. The record is from RefSeq and is a predicted model, not a curated record. NCBI's taxonomy places the organism in Eukaryota, Metazoa, Chordata, Aves, Passeriformes, Paridae.